Molecule: messenger RNA, 2968 nt
Organism: Chionomys nivalis (European snow vole)
Lineage: Eukaryota; Metazoa; Chordata; Mammalia; Rodentia; Cricetidae
Gene: Tmem150c
Product: transmembrane protein 150C
Exons: 8
Coding region: 393-1142 (249 amino acids)
Source: RefSeq, a predicted model, not a curated record
CCAGCAGGCGGAGGAUUCCGGAUUCCGUUCUGCCUUUUGUUGGGUGAGGAGCGCCAGGCAAACGCGUCUACCUUGGCUUUGGAAGGAAGCUGUUGGACCGUCCACCCCCGGCCACGGCCCCGGAUGACUAGGAGGCAACCGGGGACUGGGGGAGGUAGAACCCGGGACCGCGGAGCUCCGCGGUCCACCCGAGGCCCCGCAGCGGGGACCCCGGAGUAAGUAGGGGACCGGCCGCGCUGCGGCGGGAGGGGGCGGGCGGGCAGAUCCCACCCCUUCCUGAAGGAAGCGCCCUCCCCGCCGCGACUGCCGCCGCCGCCACCACCGCCGCCACCGCCACCGCCGCCGCAGGUCACGGCCCGCGAGCCGCUGCCGCUCGGAGCAGUGGCGCAGGCAUGGAUGGGAAGAAAUGCAGCGUGUGGCUGUUUCUACCUCUCGUGUUUACUGUGUUUACUUCAGCUGGCCUGUGGAUAGUGUACUUUAUAGCCGUGGAAGAUGACAAAAUUUUGCCAUUAAAUUCAGCCUCAAGGAAACCUGGCGUGAAGCAUGCUCCGUACAUUAGUUUUGCAGGCGAUGAUCCUCCCGCCAGUUGUGUGUUCAGCCAAGUAAUGAACAUGGCCGCCUUCCUAGCCCUCGUGGUAGCUGUUCUGCGCUUCAUCCAACUGAAACCAAAGGUUUUAAACCCAUGGCUGAAUAUUAGUGGAUUGGUGGCGCUGUGUCUGGCUUCCUUUGGAAUGACCUUGCUUGGUAACUUCCAGCUCACAAACGAUGAAGAAAUCCAUAAUGUGGGGACAUCCCUGACCUUUGGGUUUGGCACAUUGACCUGCUGGAUCCAGGCUGCCUUGACACUCAAGGUCAACAUCAAGAAUGAAGGCCGGAGAGUUGGGAUUCCUCGAGUUGUUCUGUCGGCUGUGAUCACGCUCUGUGUAGUCCUGUACUUCAUCCUCAUGGCCCAAGACAUCCACAUGUAUGCAGCGCGGGUCCAGUGGGGCCUCGUUAUGUGCUUCCUGGCAUACUUCGGCACCCUGGCCGUGGAGUUCCGACACUACCGCUAUGAGAUCGUGUGCUCUGAGUACCAGGAGAAUUUCCUGAGCUUCUCGGAGAGCCUGUCAGAAGCUUCUGAAUAUCAGACCGACCAAGUGUAACCCAUCAGUUUGUCCUUGGGAGAUACGGUGGGUGUGACAACAGAGGAGGGGCCAGGAGGAUACACUCACGAGACUUUGACACAUCACCUCAUGACACGUUUCACACCCGCGGACACAUAUUCGUGGCCACAUUUGCCGAAAGAGCUUUUCAGGGCGGGUUAUUUCUUUCGUGAACAAGCACAAGCCCUGAUGUGUGGAAAUACACGCUGUCACACUGAAAAAAAAAUAUGCACGACCGAGCCGGAAGUUUGUGCAUGAUCGCCUCCCGUCCCACCCUCCCAGUAUGCCUUGCUCCUCUCAUCUUCGUCACGUUUCGAACCUGGCAUCUUCCUCCAGCAGAGUACGGCUGACCAGAUGUACCAUAAGAAUGAUGCCAACUCCCGAAGUCGCCUUCAGGUUCGAAGGGCCUGGAGUGAGCCUGGGGGAGUUGUGGACACCCGCGUAGCGUCUGUCGGGAUGCACAACACACUGAAGCUGUGACUGUGGCCUGAGGAAGGCGUGGGCAGAGCUUUGCGGCCAGGCUGACUUCACCACCGUUCAGCGCUCGGCUUUGUGGAUCCAGUGGAAGGAGCAUGGACGCAGAGAACAUGCGCGAGAGGGGCCCACCACCGCCAUUUGGACUGGGCUCACUUUGCCUGAAAAAGAUCUCCAACUCUGAACGUUCGCAGGGAUAGGCUGCCAGGCAUGGCACGGGUACAGUCGAGAGGGCACGGUUUAGUUUUUGCUUUCACGCUGUGUCCUGCACAAUUUUGGGUUUAUAGCCCUCCUUUUCUUUUUUUCUCAUGGUGUCUGUAGGCCUCAUGAACAAGAUGUGAACCAAAAUCAAGAACAUUGUUUUGGUUUCAGUUUAUGGUUGAAGCAAAAAAAAAAGGGGGGGGAUUCUCAAAGGAGCACAAAGAAAUAUGCACAGGGGUGGGGGUGGUGAGGUAUGAGGGUGCCUGUGAGCUUUAGGAAAGACAGAAGGUUGGAAUUCUUGCUGUAUAUCCCAGCCAGUGGGGAGACUUUCACAUAGAUGUGUUCCCCAAAUUUUAUAGUUCAGUGUCUGAGGCCUUUUCAAAUUUGGAAUUUAUAGAAGCAAUUAAAACAUCGUCCUCCCCCAAACCACACUAGUACAAACAGAACCACAAUGCUGAACAUGGGUGUCUCACCUACAAGUUCAGAAGUGAUCUAGGAUGACCUUGAAGUCAUCCUAGAUCCCUUGUGCCAACAGUGUGCCAAGUGCAUAAGUGACAUCACCAUGACCCUGACCAAGUGCACUGUCUCAAGAAAUCCCAAAAGUCACAGGGGCCUGGUAUACCCCAGAACAUAAUGUGAAGAAUUUUGUAAAUUCAGUCCAAAGUAUAGCUUCCCACGGAGGGGCUCAAAUGUUGGUUCACUUAAAUCUGCACCCCAAAGCACACUGAGUAAGCGUCCACUGAACAGGUUGUUUCCGAGUGGAGGUAAGGAGUAUCAAAGAGAUUCGAAGCUGAGUGACUGGGAAUGGAAGCCAUCUCAAGUGAGGAAGGAGAAGAGAAACAGGGUGAGACUCCCUCGGCGGUGAAUGUGAGCCCGCCCCAGCAGAGUGUUCUUAUCGAAAAGGCGGUAAGAGUUCUUACUGUAAAUAGUAUGGGGUGACAUCUCGGUUUAAAACUGCCUUGGGCUUUCUUUUUCUUUCUUUUUUAUAUUUUAAAGAUUUUUUAAUCAAAGAACAAACAGUUUUAUUUUAAACAGCUUUGGUGAUGCACUCGUCUGCUGUCUUAGGACUAUAUGUAACUGCACAUCUUAGCAGAAUCUAGCAAAGUCUGGCGUUACUCACUGGGAUCUGGCCACUAAAUAAAGUUGUUUUU